Molecule: messenger RNA, 876 nt
Organism: Liolophura sinensis
Lineage: Eukaryota; Metazoa; Mollusca; Polyplacophora; Chitonida; Chitonidae
Product: thyrotropin-releasing hormone receptor-like
Exons: 1
Coding region: 1-876 (291 amino acids)
Biological process (GO): G protein-coupled receptor signaling pathway
Cellular component (GO): plasma membrane
Molecular function (GO): G protein-coupled receptor activity
Source: RefSeq, a predicted model, not a curated record
AUGACUUCCAAAUACAUGAGGCAAUUCUCUUUCUCGGUCUACCUGCAGACGCUGGCGGUGAUUGACACUUUAGUGCUACUGCACUAUGGGAUGGAUUACAUCGAUGUCUUGGCUUACCGGAAUCCUGUAUUUGAGCAGCGCAUGAAACGAUACACGCCUUGUUUGUUUUACCCUUAUUUUGUGCGCGUGGCUCAACUGUCGUCUGCUUGGUGUGUUGUGGCCUUCACGGUGGACAGAUCUGUGGCUAUUUGCUCACCCUUCUUUGCCCGCCACUACAGCACAAUCCUGCAUGCACGUAUUAUCAACGCCAUCGUCAUCCUGGUACUUAUGCUGUCACAAGUCUACCAUCCAAUUCUUCUGGAUCAAGACACCCUUUACUGCCACAACCCAUUCUCGAUCCCCACGACAGCCGACAGAUUCGGGAGCAUGGAGUUAAUGGUGGUGAUAUCUAGGGCAGCCUUGUUGAUGCUCGUGCCCUUUGUCAUCGUUCUCAUUUGUAACCUAAGAGUCAUUGUUGCUGUCAAGCGGAGGAGCACGAUAGCUGAAAUAACCUCAUCCUCUUCCGACUCGUCCAACAACAGCAGCAACGGACGAAACCUAGAGGCUGAGAAUAAGAUGUCCUUAAAGCUGUUCUCUGUCUCCUUAACCUUCCUGGUGUUAUCACUGCCUGACUGUAUCGUGGUGUUUUUAGACAUACGUAACAUGCUUGCGGGAGUUCAGCGCUGGUAUUUGUUAAACAACAACUUCCGAUUCAUAGCAAGCAUGGUUUUCAGCCUUAAUUUUGCCAUUAAUUAUCUGUUGUACGGGUUUGCCUUCAGAAAAAAGGCCAUGUUGUUUUCCUCUUUACCUAAUUGUCUUCGACGACGCGACAGAUAA